Molecule: messenger RNA, 941 nt
Organism: Solanum verrucosum
Lineage: Eukaryota; Viridiplantae; Streptophyta; Magnoliopsida; Solanales; Solanaceae
Product: CASP-like protein 2B1
Exons: 3
Coding region: 57-662 (201 amino acids)
Source: RefSeq, a predicted model, not a curated record
AGUUUUUUAUAGUACAAAAAUUAAAAUUUUCUCUUCACUAAGCUUUAAAAAAAAUUAUGAGUUAUUUGGGCAUUGGAGUGAGUCCUGGGAAUGUUCCAGUUCAUCAUGGAAGUAAUUUGAAAGUAAUUGAUAAAAGAGUAAGAAUUAUAGAGCUGAUUUUGAGGUGUUUAAUUUUAGGUUUAGCAAUUAUUGGUGCUGUUCUUAUUGGAACUGAUAGUCAAGUUAAAGUUAUAUUCUCAAUCAAGAAAGAAGCCAAGUUCACUGAUAUGAAAGUUCUUGUAUUUUUAGUUAUAGCCAAUGGAGUAGCUGCUGCUUACUCUCUGAUUCAAGUUCUAAGGUGCAUUUUCAGUAUGAUAAGAGGAAGUGUUCUUUUCAACAAGCCCUUGGCUUGGGUUAUUUUUUCUGGUGAUCAGUUGAUGGCCUACUUGAGUCUGGCUGCAGUGGCGGCAGCAGCGCAGUCUGGAGUAAUUUCCAAGUUUGGUCAACCAGAGCUACAAUGGAUGAAAGUUUGCAAUUUGUAUGGCAAAUUUUGCAACCAAAUUGGAGAAGGCAUUGCAAGUUCUCUAAUAGUUAGCCUUAGCAUGAUUGCUCUCUCUGGUAUUUCAGCAUUCAGUCUCUUUCGUUUGUACGGAAACAACGGAGGAAAGAGUAAUGCUAGAUGAUCAUCUCUCCGAGCGUUAGUGGACAGAGUUAGUUGCAGGUAUCCUUGUAAAUUAGUCGAAAUAUGCAAAAGCUGACCUCGAUACCUCGAUUAUCAAAAGCAAGAAAAAGUAAUGCUAGAUGAUGAGUAGAGUAGUAGUAGCUUAAUCUUGAACUUGAAGAUGUGUAACUUGGUGGAUAUUUGGUGUUUUGUACUAUGUUGUCUUAUGUUGAAACUAUUGUAUAAUUAAAUGAUUUUGGUUUUUCUUUUGUAAAAAUUAAAUCAAGACUAAUGUUGGUGG